This is a messenger RNA of Pyrgilauda ruficollis (rufous-necked snowfinch), 2033 nucleotides long. RefSeq names its product serpin family G member 1 (gene SERPING1). Gene Ontology annotation, molecular function: serine-type endopeptidase inhibitor activity. The record is from RefSeq and is a predicted model, not a curated record. Bases 155 to 1909 code for a protein of 584 amino acids. Gene Ontology annotation, biological process: negative regulation of endopeptidase activity. The transcript has 9 exons. NCBI's taxonomy places the organism in Eukaryota, Metazoa, Chordata, Aves, Passeriformes, Passeridae.
CAGCUCCUGCGGGGAAGGGGUGGGGCACGUAUGGGCCGAGGUGUGACCCCAGAGACCCCUCCAUAGGUUAAUCCUCCCCGGGACACGCCUCUGGGCGGGGCCGCCUGCAGACCCCGCCUUAAUAGGCAGGGUUUAAUUACCGGGCACACUUUUUAUGGACGGGGCCGCAUCCUGGACACACCCCUGGGCGGGGCGGCCCCGCCGGGGAAACGAAACUGAAACAUGCAGGGAUAUUUGUCACCCCCGCACCGGAGACCCUCCACCUCGGUACUGCUUCCCUCGCACCCCGCCACUGGGACUCCCUCACCAGGCACUGACAUCCCCCAGCGCGGCUUCUCUCGCGCCCCGGGUCGGAGCCGGCCAGAUCUCCCGGCGCCCGCUGGACACGCAGGGAGCGACCCGCCGGGCAGCCAGCAUGCCCACCGAGACGCUCUGGCUGCCUCUGGCGUGGCUGGUGGCCACAGCCAUGGUCACUGUCACCCCGGUGCUCGCUCUGGAGGCCUCUCCCAGCUGGAUGACACUGCUCAGAGAGCCCCCGACACCAUCUGUGCCCCCUGUGCCCCCUGCUCUUAGCCCGGCUCCCUCACAGGACGUGGGGGCCCCCGUGCUGCCCGUGCCCACCCCCAGUGCUCACCCCGAGGAGCUGCCUGGCUGGGAUGUCACGGAUGUCCCCAGCCCCACAGCGCCGGAGGGGACACUGGAGUGGCUGGACACCACAGCAAAUGAAACCACGGCAGUGCCCACGCCUGGCACCAGCGCUCCGCCGUGCCCUGGUGACGAGGAGCCGACCGACACCUGCGGGGAGCCCACGGGGGAGCAGCGGGCUGCCGUGGCCGAGGCUCUGGUCACCUUUGCCCUCCGCUUCUACCAGCGCAUGGCAGAGGCCGCCCAGCCCGACGCCAACCUGCUCUUCUCCCCCAUCAACGUGGCCGUGGGGCUCUCGCACCUGCUGCUGGGUGCCCGCGGAGAAACCCAGGAGCGUCUGGCCGCCCUCCUGGCGUACCCGCAGGGGCUGCACUGCGUGCACGGCGCCCUGCAGCGGCUGGCCAGCGCGCCAGGCCUCUUCUCGGCCGCCCAGAUCUUCCACCACCCAGAGCUGCAGCUGCGGCCCCGCUUCCUCAACGACUCGCUGCGCUUCUACGGCGCCCGCCCGUACGCCCUGAGCGGCAACGAGAGCCUGGACCUGCAGCGCAUCAACGCCUGGGUGCGGGACGCCAGCAAGGGUCUGCUGCCCUCGCUGCUUUCCACGCUGCCCCCCGAGCCCCGCCUGCUGCUGCUCAGCGCCGUCCACCUGCGCGCCGCCUGGCGCACGCCGCUGGACCGCAAGAAGACGGUGCUGCUGCCCUUCCUGCGGCCCGGGCAGCGCCCCCGCAAGGUGCCCACCAUGACCAGCGCCAAGUACCCGGUGGCCUCCUUCACCGACUCCCGCCUGCAGGCCCAGGUGGGGCGGCUGGAGCUGAACGGGGGGCUGAGCCUCGUGGUGCUGAUGCCGCGGGGGCCCCUGGAGCCUCUGGAGACCCUGGAGCGGGCGCUGGACCCCGCCACCUUCCUGGCGCUGCUACGGCGGGCGGCCCGCACCCCGCCCCGGGCCACCGCGCUGUCCCUGCCCCGCCUGCGCCUCGACCUCGCCCUGGACGUGGUGCCUCUGGUCCACGACAUGGACUUCGGGCUGUUCCUGGACGCGGAGCUGUGCGGGCUGGCGCGGGGCUCGGCCGCGGUGGACUCGGCGCGGCACCGGGCGGUGCUGGCGCUGGACGAGGCCGGCGUGGAGGCGGCGGCGGCCAUGGCCACCUCGGUGGCGCGCUCGGCCCUGGUGCUGGAGGCCCUGCGCCCCUUCCUCUUCGUCCUCUGGCACGACACCGGCAACUUCCCCGUCUUCAUGGGCCGUCUCAGCGACCCCCAGCCCUGAGUCUGCGGCUCCUGUCCCUGUCCUCCCUCCUCCCACCCCUCCAUCCUUCCCUCCCGCCUCCUCCUCUCCCUCCUCCCUCCAUCCCUGCCUCCUCCUCUCCCUGCUUCCCUCCUUACCUCUCUCC